AUGGAGGAGGAGACGCCCAGCGUGGAGGACCUCGUGGACCCGAUGCCACUGGAUCGGCCGGCCAAGAUGCGAAGAAUGGAGGAGCCCGGCUGUGAGCCAUCGGCACCGUCGACAUCGCCGGAGAAGGGAAUCAGCCGAGCGGAUUUCGAGAAGAUCCUCCGCAUGAGCCAGACAGGAAUGUCGGUGGACGCUAUUGCGCAUGUGUGGAACGUCGAAACUGUGGAAAUUGUGAAGACGCUCGAGCUGAUGCGAUCUGGAAAGGACAGCCAAAGCGACGCUCAAGUGGGUAGCGAACAUGGCUGGACCUCCUUGGUGAAGCGACUUGUGGAGGAUCCUCCUGAGCUUUGCUGUCCCAUAUCUCACUGGUUGAUGGAGGACCCGGUGGUCGCAGCAGAUGGAAUCACUUACGAAAGGCAUUGCAUCGCGGAGUGGUUUCAGUCGAACUCGGGCAGUCCAACCACUCGUGAACCUUUGUCGACUCAUGUGCUCAACCCCAACCAGCACGUGAAGUCGGCCGUCCUGGCACACAAAGAGAAGACGGUCCAGGAGAUUUUGUCCGUGGCCUCUCAAGUACCGACUGAUGAUGCACUGAAGUUGCUUUCGAGAGGCGAGCAGUUUGUCCGUGCGUCCUUACCCGAUGCAUCUGCCAAAAGGAAGCUGUCUUCGUUGCUGCUCUUUCGGGGAAAGCGGAUGCUGCCAGGAGAGCGUCGCGCAGUCAUUGAAGAGCUCGUGCCUAUGCUUUUGGAGGUUAGAGACAUGUCACAACUUCAGGAGUUGUUGGCAGACAUGGAUGGGCAAGAGGUUCUGUGGUUCCUUCGCCAAGUAGAUGAGGAUAUGAUCAAAUCCUUGAGUGUGCCAGGCCCCCACAAGAUUUUGGUCUGCAAGGAGCUUGCUCGCCGAAUCACAGAUUCCCCAGUUGCAGAGGCCCAAUCUGAACGCUUGAGUUUACUCUGGGAUUUCCUUUCCCAACAGCAGGAAAAUCAGGAUGACCAAGACUGGGCGCAAGCAGCAUCUUUGAUGCUGGCAGCUUUCCAUGGUAGACUGACAGCGAGACUGGAACAGCUCGACACGAAAUUGCUCCACCAUGCCCUCACUUUUCUGCACAGCAAAGAGAGUGCCACUGCCUUCGCAAGGGACUUUUUCACAUGCGACUUUGGCAUUUUCACCUUGGAGAAGUGGCCGCCCAGCAGAUCCGCAUCCAUCUUUGUUGAACUGGCCUCUCGCAUGCACGACGACAAAGACGAAGAGAAGCUGGACUUGCUUGUCGAAGCACAUGGCAUCAAUGACUCUGAUGCACAUGUAUGUCGUGCCCUGUUGAAGCAGAUUUGUCGAUGCAUGUUGUGCCAACGCACCACCGACGACAGCAAGCAUUUAGAAGGGCUGCUUCUCAAAGUACAGCUGGAACAGGUUGAGGACAUCCCUGCAGAGGUGGUAUCCAAACUAUGCCUUGAGCAAGAGAGUCUCAAGAGUUUGCGUGGUUCGCAGCUCAUGCUUCUUGCAAAGAUGCUCGAAAAGGCCGAUCGACGAGCAGAUGGAGCUCGAGUAGCUGUUGCUGCUGCAGAAGCCUUCUCUGCAGAUGGGAAUGAGGAUGAAUCUCAUGGGGCCGUUGCCUUUGCCCACCAUCUAGACCGCACCAACGACGAUGCAUCCUUGAUGCUCUGCAACCUUCUUGGAAGCAUCAGAAGCAAGUGUAAGGACCUGGGAAACCAAUGCCAAGAUCUUGGUAUCAAGUGGCAAAGCCUAGAUUCCACGUGCCAGGUGCUGGGCAAAAGGUCUACCGGCCUCGAUGAGAAAUACACCGAGCUUUUGGACAAGUACAAGCAGCUCCAGAAGGCUCAAGAAGUGCCCAUCAAACCUCCUGUGUGGCACUUGACCUGGGAUUUGUCGGGCUACGACUUCACCAACUUCACCGAAGGUCAGCGGCAACUCAGCGAGGAGUUCCAGCUCGGGGCGUCCGGCGUCGAGGCCUGGCUUUGGUUGACACCCAAGGCUUCUGCAGACAAGGCCUCGCUGUAUCUUCACGUCAGCGAGCCUGUCUGGGUGAAGUGGAGAUGUCAAGUGGGAAGUUGGGAAGCAUCUACGGAGCACGAAUUUGCCAAGGAGGCAAAUGGCAGCUUGAAAGGCUAUGGUUGGCCGAAGCAGAUCCCCUUUUCCAACCUCGCCUCGGGCAUCGCCUUCCAUGUGCUGAGCGUCCGCCGCGCCGGGUCUUCACUGCGGUUGGUCGCUCCCGGCUCUUGA
This is a messenger RNA of Durusdinium trenchii, 2238 nucleotides long. Lineage: Eukaryota; Dinophyceae; Suessiales; Symbiodiniaceae. The record is from the annotation of a GenBank genome assembly.